Molecule: messenger RNA, 1677 nt
Organism: Thlaspi arvense
Lineage: Eukaryota; Viridiplantae; Streptophyta; Magnoliopsida; Brassicales; Brassicaceae
Source: the annotation of a GenBank genome assembly
CGUUCUCUAUGGGAGAAACUGGGUCGGAUAAAUGCUACCACUCCAGUCUCAAGGUUUCCAUGGGCUGUAGUUGGAGAUUUCAACCAAAUCCUUCGCUCCAAUCAGCAUUCAAAUCAUCUUGCUCGGGAUGUAGACGUAUCUGGUAUAGAGGAGUUCAAUCUCGCAAUUCAAGAGGCUGAGAUAUUUGAGGCUCAACGAAAGGACCUUGCUUAUACCUGGUGGAACAACCAGGAGAUAAAUCCGAUCUCGACCAAGAUUGAUCAUGCCUUCAUAAACCAGCAUUUGGCGCAGAAAUUUCUGAAUUCUUUCUCUGAUUUCCUAGCUCCAGAUCAGUCGGACCAUGCUUCAUGCUUUGUCAAAGGCGAGUUACUAAACCUUUCAAGUUCUUCCAUCACGUUAUGGACCACCCUCUUUAUGAAGAAUCUGUUAGGGAAACUUGGAAGUGCGUGGAAAUCCAAGGCUCCUACCAGUUUAAGCUUGCGCGAUCCUUCAAGCUUCUUAAGCCAUGGUAUCUCGGCAAGGGUUAAGGAUCAAGAAGCUAAGUUGUCAGCACUCCAGCAGUCUCUUCUCACAAAUACAGAUGUGGAAACUGUUUGCCUUGAACAUCUCGAAAGAGCUAAAUGGCAUACUUUGGCUUCUGCGGAAGAAAAGUACUACCGCCAAAAGUCUAGAGUCCAAUGGCACCAUCUUGGUGCUAGAGACACAUCGUUCUACCACAAGACGGUUAUUCAAAGGGCAAGCAGAAAUCACAUACAUUUUCUAAGGGACUUUAACGACAGGCUGAUUGGUUCCGCAGAAGAGAUUAAUUCCCAUUCGACGGAAAGCAUGGUCCAGCAUAAGCAGGUCUUGGUAGACUAUAUUUGCUGUGAAAUUUGUAAUGGAGAAUCAGCUUCUUUCUGGUUUGACGUUUGGACUGAUAUAGUCCCGCUUAUUACUUUCGUCGGAGAGCUUGGACCUCGACAAAUGAGGAUUAGGAAGGAUGCUCGUGUUUUGGAGGCAACACGCAAUGGACUUUGGCAUCUCCCAGCGGUUAGAUCUCAGGAAAUGGAAGUACUUCAAAUCAACAUUACAGGCAUCUCUCCUCCAUGUUCAGCUCGCGGAGAGGAUUGUUUCUUUUGGCGUCAAGCUAAUGGCACCUUCGGACCUUUUUUCUCCUCUAAGGUCACUUGGGAGUAUCUAAGAACGCACUCUCCAAUACAAUCUUGGCAUAAGAACAUGUUCCUCGAAGCUCCUUCAGGGCUUAGAUGGCAUUGCUGCGAAGACUGCCUUCAAAGGAUAGACUCUGAACAAACUUGUGUUCUCUGUUCCUCGGGCAUUGAGACGCAUCACCACCUCUUCUUCGAAUGUGGUUUCUGCUUUGCUGUCUGGUUACACUUUGCCUUGAACGUCUGGCCCAACCCACCAUCAGAUUUUCACUCGGCAGCUGCUUGGAUCACUUUGGCUUGUUCUCCCGCAAGCCCCCAAGCGUCUUCCAUCAUAAAACUUAUUUUUCAGUCCGCCAUUUACCUAAUUUGGAAGGAAAAGAAUGCUCAUAUCUUCUCAGCCAUCUCGACUUCCCCUUAUAACAUCUGCUUUUCCCUUGAUCGUCUUGUGCGCGACUGUUUGCUCUCAAUUCCUUCAAGGUCUCACUCCUCUGUCUCUAUGCUUGAGUUUUAUUUCUCGUGUAUCAGGCCCCCU